This is a messenger RNA of Erigeron canadensis, 2573 nucleotides long. RefSeq names its product serine/threonine-protein kinase dst1. The record is from RefSeq and is a predicted model, not a curated record. The coding region runs from base 13 to 2361 and encodes 782 amino acids. Lineage: Eukaryota; Viridiplantae; Streptophyta; Magnoliopsida; Asterales; Asteraceae. The transcript has 17 exons. Gene Ontology annotation, molecular function: ATP binding; protein kinase activity. Gene Ontology annotation, biological process: protein phosphorylation; regulation of MAPK cascade; intracellular signal transduction.
CGGCGGAUUCCGAUGGAUUAUUCGACGGCGAAUCGCCGGACGGUUAAAAAAUCGGCGAAAUCUGAAAUCUACUCAACAUUCGUAGUUCACAGCGACGAAGAAGAAGAUGAAACACAAAAAAAUUCUAAAAAAAUAGAUACAGGUGAUAUAUAUGCUACAAUGUUAUGUAAAGAAGACGAAGAUUCACUCCCUCCGUUACUACAACGUGUUCCGGAGGGAUUUGGAGCAGCGGUGGAUUCCGACGAAGACGGCGGCGGCGAAAGCAUCUCCGGUACGAUGAUCGUUAGAUCUGACCGUAGGCGCGUGCAAUCCACGUACAGAAGAAACGAAUCUGAUGAUGAGGACGAAGAUGAUGAUUAUGAUGACGGUGAUGAUGACGAAGGAAAUGGAUUUGGAACGUUUGUGAUGAGAGAUAGAGAAAGUGAGUCGGUGUCCGGGACGGUAGUACGGCGGGGGAGUGGCGGCGGUGGAAUGUCGACGAUGAGUAGAGCAGUGGCGAGUAUGCAGGCGGUAGGUGAAGGAUUUGGUAAAGGGAGGAAAGGGAUUGGAACGGCGUCGUCUUCGUAUGAUGAAGACGGAGGUCAUCCGCGGAGGAAGGCGAGUAAAAUGUCGUCUGGUUCGAUUACGGAUAGUGUUACGAGAGAGGAUCCGUCUACUAAGUAUGAAUUGCUUCAUGAGCUUGGAAAGGGUUCUUAUGGGUCUGUCUACAAAGCUCGUGAUUUAAAAACUUCAGAAAUGGUUGCAAUCAAAGUGAUAUCACUAUCUGAAGGGGAAGAAGGGUAUGAAGAAAUUCGUGGUGAAAUAGAGAUGUUACAGCAAUGUAGUCAUCCUAAUGUUGUUCGGUAUCUAGGAAGCUACCAGGGUGAGGAGUACCUCUGGAUUGUAAUGGAGUAUUGUGGCGGAGGAAGUGUUGCUGAUUUGAUGAACGUCACCGAUGAACCUUUAGAGGAGUACCAAAUAGCAUACAUAUGUAAGGAAGCAUUGAAGGGUUUAUCCUAUUUGCACUCAAUAUUCAAGGUGCAUCGUGAUAUCAAGGGUGGUAAUAUCUUGUUGACUGAACAAGGAGAGGUCAAGUUGGGUGAUUUUGGUGUUGCUGCACAGCUAACAAGGACAAUGUCCAAACGUAACACGUUUAUUGGUACUCCCCACUGGAUGGCUCCAGAGGUUAUCCAGGAAAGUCGAUACGAUGGGAAGGUAGAUGUGUGGGCCCUUGGGGUGUCUGCAAUUGAAAUGGCUGAGGGCCUUCCUCCAAGAUCGAAUGUGCAUCCAAUGAGGGUGUUAUUUAUGAUCUCCAUCGAACCCGCCCCAAUGCUUGAAGAUAAGGAAAAAUGGUCUCUUGUGUUCCAUGAUUUCAUUGCUAAAUGUCUUACCAAAGACCCUCGUAUACGUCCCACUGCAUCUGAGCUAUUAAAGCAUAAAUUCAUUGAAAAAUGCAAAAGUGGAGCUUCUGCUAUGGUGCCUAAACUCGAAAAGGCAAAGCAAAAUAGGGCGGCUAUGGCAUUGGAAGCAGAUCAUGUUGUUUCUGAAACCAUACCAGGAUAUGGGACACUUGGACCGAAAAAGAAUGAAGACUUCGGAGAUACUGUUCCAUCCAAGCUUCAUCAAGUACCUAAUGGAAUACCUGCUGUUGGUGGUACAGUAAAUGCUGAUGCUUUGGAAGUGGCUGGAGAAGGUGAUUUUGGAAGUGUCAUAAUUCAUAGCAGAGUUGAUAUAGGUAAGACCGCUGCUAAAACACCUCUUCCAGCGGUAAAGGAUCCCUCACUCGCUUUAGCACAUGGUCAAAAUUCGGAAAUUCCUGAUCGUGGAGAAGAUUCAGUUAGUCCAUGGUUGACCAAGAAAGUUGGUGCAUCUGCAGAUGCAUCUCGUGCUAUUGAAUCACCAGGUACUGAACACACCGCACAAGCUAUUGCCAGCAACGGGCCUGUCAUCAGUGGCACCACAAAGAAUGAAGGUGUUAAUCGCAAAGCACUAGACAAGUUGUGGUCCAUAUAUGCUGCUGGCAACACAGUGCCCAUUCCGUUCUUGAGGGCAACUGAUAUAUCUCCCAUUGCAUUGUUAUCUGAGAAUAUGCUAGGAAGUCAGCAUCUGGAUGAUGUUGGAAACGUAGCUGUAGAAGCAUUGCAAGAGCUUUUCACGAGUGAUGGACAGUCUAAGAAGGGUCGAAGACAGAAUGAGCUACCUCUUCCUCCAAGUGUAUGUCAGAGACUCACUUCAAGUCCGACUUUGAUGAACCUUGCACAAGCUUUAUCGUAUCAUAAAAUGUGCUACGAAGAGAUGCCUCUGCAGGAACUCCAAGCAACUCAGGAACAACAAACCAUACAGAACCUUUGUGAUACACUUCGAACCAUAUUACGGUUAUAAGAGAGCAGGUAUCUGUAGUUCAUAUCUUCUAGUAUUUAACUCAACUAACUAGUUUGUAUCAUUGUGAAAUUCCUUGUAUAUUAUAAUUGUACCAAUAGAAGUCAAAUCCAGAGUAUGUAACUGCUUUAAGUUGUAUUCAUUAGUAUUGUAAACGUGUAAUCUCUAAGUUUCAAUAGGUCCGAAUUCAUUUAUCUACCGUUCAUUUCAUACUA